Diceros bicornis minor is the source of this 1393-nucleotide messenger RNA. RefSeq names its product interleukin-1 beta-like. Bases 1 to 801 code for a protein of 266 amino acids. The record is from RefSeq and is a predicted model, not a curated record. The transcript has 6 exons. Gene Ontology annotation, biological process: cellular response to lipopolysaccharide; regulation of nitric-oxide synthase activity; cytokine-mediated signaling pathway. Gene Ontology annotation, molecular function: interleukin-1 receptor binding; cytokine activity. Lineage: Eukaryota; Metazoa; Chordata; Mammalia; Perissodactyla; Rhinocerotidae.
AUGGCAGCAGUACCUGAACUCACCAGUGAAAAGAUGAAUUGCAGUGGCAAAGAGAAUGACCAGUUCUUUGAGGAGGAUGGUCCAAAACAGAUGAAGGGCAGCUUCCAAGACCCGGACCUCAGCUCUGUGGGAAAUGGGGCCCUCAUGCUGCAAAUCUCUCACCAGCUCUACAACAAGACUUUCAAGCAUGCCGCGUCGAUCAUUGUGGCUGUGGAGAAGUUGAAGAAGAUACCCAGUCCCUGCUCACAGGCCUUCCAGGAUGAUGACCUGAGGAGCCUCUUUUCCUUCAUCUUUGAAGAAGAACCCAUCAUCUGUGACAAGCAGAAUGAUACUUAUCAGAGUAAUUCUGCCGUGGAAUCGCUGGAUAUCAAACUCGAGGACAUAGAAGAAAAAGCCAUGGUACUGUCUGGCUCAUGUGUGCUGAAGGCUGUCCACCUCCAGAGAACCCAGGAGGACCAGCAAGUGGUGUUCUGCAUGAGCUUCGUGCAAGGAGAAGAAGAGACCAACAAGAUACCUGUGGCCCUGGGCCUCAAGGGAAAGAAUCUGUACCUGUCGUGUGGGAUGAAGGACGGGAAGCCCAUCCUGCAGCUGGAGUCAGUAAAACCCAAUACUUACCCAAAGAGGAAAAUGGAAAAGCGAUUUGUCUUCAACAAGCUGGAAAUCAAUCACAAGUGUGAAUUUGAAUCUGCAAUGUACCCCAACUGGUACAUAAGUACCUCUCGAUCAGAACUUCAGCCCAUCUUCCUAGGAAAUACCAGAAGCAGUGAGAAUAUUACUGACUUCAUCAUGGAACUCGCCUAAAGAGAGCUAUACCCAGAGAGUCCACAUGUACUGAAGAACCCCUAGAAGUGGCAGAGCGGAAUAGAGGGGGUUUGAAUAUGGCUGCAAGCUGAACUUCACUCUUGUCUAAUCAAUGCCCAGAUGCCUUCCCUAUAUUAGUGCUAAGGAGAUCUCUUGCUCACCAGCCUGGAGGAACACCCCCUCCUCCCAGGGCCAAUCCUCAGACCCCCUCUGCUGAACAGGGCCUCUCUCACCUCUCCUACUCACUCAAAGCCAGCCUGGUAGAAACCACUGCACAUCAGGUUCAAAGAAACCUUCUGUCAUUUGAGCCCAGCUUCUGAUGAGCAACCACUUAACUAAUUAUAUAUUUAUUUAUUUAUUGGUGGGUUAGUCUAUUUAAUUUAAUUCAAGGGGGACAAGAAGCAGCAGUGUCUGUGAAAGAGCCCAAUCUUCAAUAUCUAUGGAACUAGUUUAACUUGGACUAGAGUACCAUCUUUACAUCAAGUCCUUUCACCAAGGCUGAAAAUAUAUAAGCUCAGAUUAUUUAAAUAGGAAUAUUUAUGAGUGAGGGAGUAUGAUCACACUGUUUCAAUGAUUCUGAAAUAAACUUUGC